Molecule: messenger RNA, 1009 nt
Organism: Diuraphis noxia (Russian wheat aphid)
Lineage: Eukaryota; Metazoa; Arthropoda; Insecta; Hemiptera; Aphididae
Gene: Cdk8
Product: cyclin-dependent kinase 8
Biological process (GO): protein phosphorylation
Cellular component (GO): nucleus
Molecular function (GO): ATP binding; protein serine/threonine kinase activity
Source: RefSeq, a predicted model, not a curated record
ACGAUAGACAUAAUAAUAAUUCAUAAAUCUAAAAUUCUAAAAUCAUAAUGAUUUUCAUAUUGGCUGUUUAAACGUUUGUAAUAUUGUGAUCGUUUUUUUUUAAAUUGAAAACUACUUCGAUAAUUCCUCUGCACCAUUGACUAUUGACUCAUUACUGGAUAGUUCUUUAUUGUCGCUGUUGAGUUGACUGUUGCAACAAUUAUGAGUGUUCUGUSUAGGCGUGUUUAAAUAAUAAUUGGAAAAAAUAAAUAAAUGGACUUGUGAACAGCUUAAUAAUUUGUCUCACGAAUUUGCCUUAACAUAAACAUUGUGUUUUGGUUCAUUGGAAGAUUGUAGUUCAAUGGAUUAUGAGUUCAAAAUUAAAACRGGCAAUGAAAGAGCUAAAGUGGAGGAGCUGUUUGACUAUGAAGGGUGUAAAGUUGGAAGAGGUACUUAUGGUCAUGUCUACAAGGCCAGAAGAAAAGAUGGGUACGUUACAUAUUAUGUAAAUCAUAUAAUUAAGUUUCAUAGAGCAGCAAAAGCAAAUAAAAAACCAGUAAUGGUUCCCAAAGGAAUGGUUAAAUCUUUACUGUUUCAAAUCCUUGAUGGAAUUCACUAUUUACAUUCAAAUUGGGUUUUACAUAGAGAUUUGAAACCAGCUAAUAUUUUAGUAAUGGGUGAGGGCCCUGAAAGAGGACGAGUUAAAAUAGCUGAUAUGGGAUUCGCUCGRCUUUUCAAUGCCCCAUUAAAACCACUUGCUGAUCUUGAUCCAGUUGUAGUUACUUUUUGGUAUCGUGCUCCUGAACUUCUAUUAGGUGCAAGACAUUACACUAAAGCUAUAGAUAUUUGGGCAAUUGGCUGUAUAUUUGCUGAGUUAUUAACAUCUGAGCCCAUUUUUCAUUGUCGCCAAGAAGAUAUCAAAACAAGUAAUCCAUACCACCAUGAUCAAUUAGAUAGAAUUUUUAAUGUGAUGGGCUUUCCUCAAGAGAAAGAUUGGGAAGACAUAAAGAAGAUGCCAGAACAUCAAACU